AUGGUGUCGAAAUCGAGCUCCAGAUGCUGUUGUUGUAGCUGGUUCAUCGGCAUUAUCGUAUUAAUCGCCGUAAUCCUCGCCAUCGUUUUCACAAUCCGACACAGAGCAAACAAAUCCGACGACGACGGACCUCCUGGCUCCAUCGACAAGAAAUACGCCGAAGCUCUCAAAACCGCAAUGAAAUUCUUCGACAUCCAGAAAUCUGGUAAGCUGGAGAACAACAAGAUAGAAUGGAGAGGAGACUCAGGCCUCAAAGACGGAAGCGAAGCGAGUCUCGACCUCUCCAAAGGCUUAUACGACGCCGGAGACCACAUGAAGUUCGGUUUCCCGAUGGCUUUCACUGCAACAGUCCUCUCAUGGUCCAUUCUCGAAUACGGUCAACGAAUGGAUUCCCUCAACCAAUUAGAUCCGGCUAAAGAAUCUCUCAAAUGGACCACAGACUUCCUCAUCAACGCUCAUCCUUCUCCGAACGUGCUCUACAUCCAGGUGGGAGAUCCGGUGACGGAUCAUAAAUGUUGGGACAGGCCGGAGACGAUGCAGAGGAAGAGAACGUUGACUAAGAUUGACGCGGAGACUCCAGGGACUGAGGUCGCUGCGGAGACGGCAGCGGCAAUGGCUGCUGCGUCUUUGGUUUUUAAAGAAAGCGAUCCGAAGUAUUCGAGCACGCUUUUGAAGCAUGCGAAGCAGUUGUUUGAGUUUGCUGAUAAGAACAGAGGAUCUUACAGUGUUAACAUACCUGAGGUUCAGAGUUAUUACAACUCCACGGGGUAUGGAGAUGAGCUUCUUUGGGCUGCUUCUUGGUUGUACCAUGCCACGGAGGAUAAGACGUAUCUUGAUUUUGUGUCGGAAAAUGGAGAAGAGUUUGGGAAUUUUGGAAGUCCGUCUUGGUUUAGUUGGGACAACAAGCUUCCAGGAACACAUAUACUGUUGUCAAGAUUGACUUUCUUCAAGAAAGGUUUAUCAGGAAGCAAAGGACUUCAAGGUUAUAAGGAAACAGCAGAAGCUGUCAUGUGUGGGCUUAUACCAAGCUCACCAACUGCUACAGAGAGUAGAACUGAUGGUGGUCUAAUAUGGGUUAGUGAAUGGAAUGCAUUGCAACAUCCUGUGUCCUCUGCAUUUUUAGCCACUCUCUAUAGCGACUACAUGAUAACCUCCGGUAUUGAGAAAAUAUCUUGUAGUGACACAUCCUUCAAACCUUCAGAUCUCAGAAAGUUCGCUAGAUCACAGGCUGAUUACAUGCUAGGGAAGAAUCCGGAGAAAAUGAGUUAUUUGGUGGGUUAUGGCGAGAAAUAUCCAGAGUUUGUGCACCACAGAGGAGCUUCGAUUCCAGCCGAUGCAAACACUGGAUGCAAAGAUGGAUUCAAGUGGCUUAACUCGGAGGAUCCAAACCCGAACGUAGCUUAUGGUGCGCUUGUUGGCGGACCUUUCUUGAACGAGACGUUUAUAGACGCAAGAAACAACUCUAUGCAGAACGAGCCAAGCACUUACAACAGUGCUCUUGUCGUUGGUCUCUUGUCUAGUUUAGUUACUACGUCUUCGUCACUAAAAUCCUUUAUAUAA
Messenger RNA from Microthlaspi erraticum, 1560 nucleotides. The record is from the annotation of a GenBank genome assembly. NCBI's taxonomy places the organism in Eukaryota, Viridiplantae, Streptophyta, Magnoliopsida, Brassicales, Brassicaceae.